Talpa occidentalis (Iberian mole) is the source of this 1570-nucleotide messenger RNA. RefSeq names its product DnaJ heat shock protein family (Hsp40) member C4 (gene DNAJC4). Lineage: Eukaryota; Metazoa; Chordata; Mammalia; Eulipotyphla; Talpidae. The transcript is spliced from 5 exons. The record is from RefSeq and is a predicted model, not a curated record. Bases 627 to 1454 code for a protein of 275 amino acids.
GCAGGGGGCGCCCGGUCGUUCAGUGGGUCUUGGUGGAGGGCCGGCCUGGCUCUGGGCCCUGCCCUAGGUGCUGAGAUAGUUGUGACCGCUCUGUUCUGUCAGAUGCCUUACAGGCUCGUCCCAGGUGGCCCUCACCUUCAAGCUGGGGACAAAGGAUAGGAGAUUAAGGGACGCCCCCCAAGGUCAUUCAGCUUGUUCAGUGACAGAAUGUGAGGCCUAGCCAAAACCAUUGUGCUUUCCAUGGCUCUGCUGGCUGUGAAGCAUCACUGUGCAGAACUCACUGGGGGCUCACUAGUGUGUGGGGGGGGGCAGGAGAGCAGGAGAUUAAAAUACAGAUGAGGUGGGGCUCAGGGAUUUUUUUUAAAUAAAGAUUUAUUUAUGCAAACAAGAACUGGGGUACAGGCCAGAGGUGCAGGGGGUGAGAGGAUUCACCAGAGACAGUGGGGAACAGAACAGGCAGAUUGACUGAAAUACACUGCUGAGGGGAGCAGCAGACGAGACAGGAGAGGUCUGCUGGGCCAUGUGGGUAACUCCCUGGCCAGGAAUCGAACUUGUGGCUGCAGAAGCUGCGGACAGCUUCACAGUGCUCUGCUUAACCCCUUGCACCAGCAGGGAGGCCCUCAGGGAUGUUUUUUAAACAAGCUUUGCAGGUGUUUCUGAUGCAAGAGGGACCACACUUUGAGAUGUUCAGACCUGAUCUUACCCGAAACACUCAGCACAGGGCUGGGCGGGGCAGGGCUGAUUUGCCCUUAGCACUUGGUUGCAUUCAAGAUUGUCGUCUGGGGAAGCUGGAGGGGCAAAGAAGGAGCAUCCUCUGCCCCCCACCCCCAGCCACUGCAGGGCCUCUCUCUACAGGUCUGGCCCCAGUAACUACUAUGAACUGUUGGGGGUGCAUCCUGGUGCCAGUGCUGAAGAAGUUAAACGAGCUUUCUUCUCUAAGUCCAAAGAGCCGCUUUGUGGAGCUGAGCGAGGCAUACCAAGUGCUCAGCCACGAGCAGAGCCGCCGCACCUAUGAUGAGCAGCUCCACUCAGCGACACCUCCCAGGGCUCCAGGAACCACCACCCAGCCCAGAUCUGCCCACCAAGCACACAGCAGCUCCUGGGAACCCCCUAAUGCUCGGUACUGGGCCCAGUUCCAUGGUGUGAGGCCUCAGGGAUCAGAGUUGAGGCAGCAGCAGCACAAACAUAACCUGCGAGUGCUGGGGUACUGCCUCCUGAUCAUGCUGGCGGGCAUGGGCCUGCACUAUGUUGCCUUCAGGAAGCUGGAGCAGAUGCACCGCAACUUCAUGGAUGAAAAGGACCGGAUCAUCACGGCCAUCUACAAUGAAACUCGGGCCCGGGCCAGGGCAAACAGAGCCCGGCUCAAGCAGGAGCAAAGACAGAGUCAGCGGCCGCAGCCAUCACCCCCGCCUGCCCCAGGCCCUGGGAUCGUGCCCCCGGGCAACAGCUCCUGAGGGGUUCACCUGGAUGGGGCCUGCCUGUCACCUCCCUGCUUCCCAGCCUGGUGCCUCCCUCUCUCUAAACCCCGUGCAAUAAAGAGAUUCUGCGAGCUCGCGUACGGCUCCCUCUU